UUUGUGUGCGUGUGUGACGAAGUUUGAUAGUUUUGUUUUUCAGAACUGUUAAUUUACCAAAUUUGAAGUCUGUAUGCGCGUAGUUUAAACUUAUUUUGUGUUUUAUAACUAAUUAUUUCAAUGUUCUGAAAAGGUUAACAAUUAUCAGAUUUUUAAUUGCAAUAUCUGCGGUUACUAUGCAAACUUCAAAGCUAUAUAAAUUAUUGUUUGUGUUCCAUGCCACACCUGUUCACUUUCUUGUUAUGUUUUGUCUGCUCCAUCUACUGUUUAACUGAUUUUUUAAUAUUUUUUUUUACUUGGUUAAAAUGUUAAAACAGAAAUGCAGGUUACAACGGGCAGUGUCGUAAAUGUGUUGAUCGAGUUUAAUGAAAGUGUAUUAAUUAAGACUAACGCCUACCGGUGCACAAUACGCGCGUCGUUCAGCAGCUGAACUCCGCGGUCAUAUUUCAUAUGUUAACACUAGAAGAUAACAGCCGCAAGCUACUCAAAGAAAAACAAAACAAAAACAGGCACUUAACUCGAUCGUUGCCUGUUUAACGGUAAUAAUACAUGUAUUCGAUUUUGAUGUGUGUUGGGGGGUGAGAGGGAGGGUGCUAGAAGAUUGCCUUCGGCUAGUUCAGUGAACAGGCGCCGCGCCCAGGAAAAAAACUGUAUGUUCAGAACGGGAUGUGAACACGAGUUUUCAUGGUGAUAUCUGCGCUUCCGAUCCGACCAUCGGGUGUUGUUUUUUGUUUUUGCUUUUUUUUUUUUUUUUUUUUCAGUGUCUUUCGGAUUAUGCUGCCUCCUCCACAAACCUUAUACCCCUCCCUCCAACCCAUUGUGCGAAAUCCCUAGCCCGGUAAUGGUGCGUGCAACAGAAGAUCAACGUGACAGAGGCCAGUUUCGGCCUUCGGGCUAUGAUUGAGUGUAGGGCGUGGUUCUACGUGCUACACGACAGUCGUGGAAAUAGUUCUCUUUAGUGUAAAGGAAAAGGAAGGAAAUCGCCGCAUGUUCUAUAGAUCAUUGUAUGUGAAACUUUUCUGGGGGUUAAGUCAAACUCUCAUAACAUCCAAGAAAAAUAAUAUUUAAAAAAAAACCCAACAAGACAUGCACUGUUUUGGAAGUCUUGGGUGAAUUCACAUAAUUUGCUCUCCAUUAAUUGACAAGUUGAAAAGCAUAAUUGUUUCUGUCGGUGUUCACUUAAAAGUCGCAUAUAUAUAGCCGGAAAGAUUAAACAGAGGCAGUGUGUUAUGCAAGGGAAUAUAUGUGACUAUUACAGAAACCAUGCAAUGCAUAAGUUUGCUGUAGUAGUAGUCAUAAUGCAACAGUGUGCAGCUGCAGUAGAUUUUUUCCUAUGCACAUACUGUUUUCAUCAGGCAUCAUCAAUAUUCAACAGCAGCUGCGACGGCAAUGGUGGUCUCAGAAUUAAGAGUUUUUGUCUAGCUGUUGCUGAUCAGCAGUGUUUAUAUGUAGCACUAUAUACAUGUAUAUACCUAAUUAUGUUUGUAACUAUAUAAUGCCAGGUGAGCUUUUCGCUUUUAGUUGUUAUCUGUUAAUUUAUGUCUAUAGCAGAACGCAGGCAUGCAUAGGCUAUGUGACAGUCUUUGUGGGAGGGAGGAUAGAAUGGAAAGAAUAGGAGCGAAGGUUUCGGGCAGGAGUGUGGACAGACAAGAUUUCAGUAAAAUAGACGGUAGCCAAUGAAGAGAGUGAAGAAGUGGUGUGACAUUCUCAGAUAUGCGAGUCCGGGAAACAUAAAAAGCGGCUAGAGAUAAAAGAAAUCAGACGAAAAAUAUCCUAGUUUGCUCCACAUCGACCCUAUAGCUGUGCCUUACAUUCGCAGUGCUAGUCGAUGGAACCUUUUUUUUUUUUCUUUUGCGAUGCGUGCAGAAAGAGGAUGCCGUGACGAGUGGUUGAUCCCGAUGAACUCAAAGACCAUGGCAUCCUGUUAGUCGAAAGCUGCGGUGUGUUCUGCACGUGCUUAUUCAACGUGUGUGUUAGGUAACGGUGGAAGCAUCAGGGUGAAACGAAGAGACGACUCCUUUCCCCCUCAACCCACACACACAGUACAGAGACAUCGCAGGUAUUUAAUUUUUUUAUGGCUCCAAGCACCUUUAUAACCCAUGGACCAUGAUUCGAGGCAACAUUUGCUUGGACUUACUGACAUGGUGUUUCCCAGUCUUCUGGGGAACGUGAAAAGCCAAAACAUAGAUGCAGGAUUUAACUGACUGGUAGUGAUCUGCUAAACUAUUUUCUCAACAACACUAUAGUUUAUUUUUCGCGCUGCCGUGAGCAAUCAGUGCUUCAAACAACAUCAGAUGUAAUUGGAACUCGUUAGACAAUCGGCAGAAAACCGCAACAAUUUUACUCAGUUCCUGCUUCUUCAAUAGAGGAGAAAGAGUUUGUUCUGUACCGGCAACAUGGGAACAACAAAAGUUGAGGAUGUUAAGUUCACGCCCUUUACAGAAGGCAAAAUCAGGGUCUGGUUCAAAAUGAUUGAUGUAGGCAAGGAUGGCUGCAUGUGUCGAGAGGACUUUCAGUCUAUUGCUGAACGCUUUGUGAAGGAGUAUGAGCUAACAGGAGAAAAAAGCAUUGAGAUCCAAGACUGGCUAGUUAAUGGUUGGGCCAUAGUGAUGGACAUGAACAAAGAGCAAGAGAGGAUUGAGGAGAUGAAGCAGAAGAUGCCACUGGUAGUCAACAUGGUGGACAUGAUAAAAGCAGGCAACAAAAUCACAGAAGAUGACUUUACAAGUGCCUAUGGACAGCUUAUUACAGCUCACCCAGAACUGGCCAAAGAAAGCCUGGAGAAAAUGGUUGGCACUUUUUUUGAGGUGUUUGAUCAUGACAAGGACUCUUUCAUCACAAAGUCUGAGAUGCAGGUAGCCAUGAGAUGCUUUGGGUACGACUAUCCAGAACUGGUAAACACGGCCUUCACCUUGAUGGACCUUGACAAAGAUGGCAAACUUAACUACCAGGAAUAUGUUGGUGGGUGGGUUGAUUUCAUUCUGGGGCAGGACAAGCAGAAUCCAUUUGUGCGGGCCUUUGCACCUCAUCUUGCUGAAUAAACACAUGAUGCAUCAACAUCUUUGAUUACAGAUAUUCACAGGAUUCUAGAUGAAAGACAAGCCUACAGGAGGCAAGGCCAAGUCAGCAUAUGCUCUGGUUACAAGCAGGUACAUCUCAUGUCCGCAAAAUAUUUUAAUGGUUGCAUUGAUGGGCAUUCGAGCAUAUGAUUUGCAAAAUUCAGUUGGUUGUAUGUGCACACAUUUAGACCAACCUAUCCCAGUAUCUUUAGGGCACCAAUAUUAGUCUACGUUAUUCAAACAUGUUUUCUUAUAUGCAAAUGCAUGACCAGGUGAGUUCUUGGUUUCUGUGGAUGUGAGGCAAGGUGCAUCAAUUUUUAAACUCUUAGGUUUAGUAUGAUGUAAUUUUAUAUGCAUGGAAUUUUUCUUUGAUAAUGUAAACCAGUAGAAAAGACUGUGACAAAUAAACCAUUAUCAAUUGUUGUCAACAAAUAUGAACAAUAAAUAAACAAGUCAGUUAAAAAAAAAAAGGCAUCCACAAUGUUAUGCAUGUGUAUUAAAUGUGUGUAUGAAAUAUUAGGUCUCACUCACACAGAGAACAGCUCACCAAAAUUAAUACAAAAAACAGUCAACAACUGUUCAUGAAUUGUGUAAGUAUCUUGUUUCAAUCUUCUAAAAAUUAAAAAUGAAAGGAGUACUUGCUGUUUGCAAAGUGUUUAUUUAAAUCUUUGACUCAGAGUUGGAAUGUCACAAGGCUGUAGGUUUUUUUUUUUAACAAGAGUUAAAUAUGAGACCAAAACUACAUCACGUUGCUCUUAUUCCAUGUGAAUAAGAUUGUCUAACCCAG
Molecule: messenger RNA, 3846 nt
Organism: Pomacea canaliculata
Lineage: Eukaryota; Metazoa; Mollusca; Gastropoda; Architaenioglossa; Ampullariidae
Product: sarcoplasmic calcium-binding protein-like
Exons: 3
Coding region: 2397-3041 (214 amino acids)
Molecular function (GO): calcium ion binding
Source: RefSeq, a predicted model, not a curated record